Pediculus humanus corporis (human body louse) is the source of this 765-nucleotide messenger RNA. Its product is annotated as class A rhodopsin-like G-protein coupled receptor GPRnna11, putative. Gene Ontology annotation, biological process: G protein-coupled receptor signaling pathway. Gene Ontology annotation, cellular component: BRISC complex; membrane; BRCA1-A complex. NCBI's taxonomy places the organism in Eukaryota, Metazoa, Arthropoda, Insecta, Psocodea, Pediculidae. The coding region runs from base 1 to 765 and encodes 254 amino acids. Gene Ontology annotation, molecular function: G protein-coupled receptor activity. The transcript has 5 exons. The record is from RefSeq and is a predicted model, not a curated record.
AUGUUUGAUUACAACUUUUCAUAUGAUUUAAUUUUAAAUGAAACUCAAUAUUACGAUUAUGUACCAUAUUAUAAAAGAUUAGAAACAUAUAUUGUUCCAUUUGUUUUUGGAUUAAUUUUUUUUAUAGGAGCCAUUGGAAACGGUACAUUAAUAUUUAUUUUUAUUAAACAUAAAAGUAUGAGAAACGAACCCAAUAUUUAUAUAUUUAGUUUAGCUUUAGGAGAUUUACUCGUCAUACUUUUUUCCGUACCUUUUACCUCAACGAUUUACAUAUUUGAAAAUUGGCCUUAUGGUGAUAUCAUAUGUUUGCUGAAAGACUUGGCUGAUAUUCACAGUAUUCAAUGUGGACAAAUACUAGAAAAAAAUGAAUUUCAGUAUGGUGACAGAUUUCAACUUAGAAUUUUGUACUGUAAAAAACCAUUAAAUUGGCAGAUUCUCAUGAACGGUAACGAUCUGUCAAAAUCUCCUGAUUUUAUCUUGGAGGAAAACUUUUUGGCACAUGAAACAGCAGAUACAAUAAAAUCAAAUGUGCCUUCAUUAGUUAAUUGGAAACCCAAUAAUGUUAACUGCCUAUUAAAUAUAAUAAUUGAAUUGCUACAGUUGUAUAAAUCCUACCAGAUUAAAUUAUUAAAAUCAAAUUCAAGGCUGCAAAGGUAUUUAUUUGAAUAUGAAACACUGUCAUCCAUGUCUAACAUUCAGUCAAAAGACAUAGAAAUUUGUAUUCAAAGUACAAGCAGUUUAAAAAGAGCAACAAAGUUAGUUUAG